AUGUCUCGGGAACGUGACUCGAAUGUCUCUGAAUCUGAGUUGCUCUUACUGAGAUCAAGUGAUCUUGGAGCGCCGUACAGCGAAGGGCGUGUCAGAGAGCGUCGCGGGCUAGCCGCCGUUCGUUUUUGCCACGGCAAAAGCCGACCUGCCUCAGAGAAGGAUCAAGGUGGCUUGCAAAGGCAAGAGCACGUCUGUAUACAAGAUGUCUGUGCUGCAUGCAGCGCUAUCAAUCCCGUGCGCGUGAGCGACGAGGAUUCACUUGAUGAUUUCUUAAACGAUGUGCUUGCGAAGCUACGGAAGGUCGAGCCUGCUACAAUCGAACAGUGCAGCACGCAUCGUGGCGUUGUGCAGAUUUUGAUGGAGUUCCUAAACGUUCGCAGUGGCAAGUACUUUUGCGCACUCACGCCCGAGAUGGAGGAAAAGCUAAGCCCAACGAGCAGUAACAACCGGAGUGCCCAGGACGGUGUUGAUCUAGAGCACCCAGUCUUGCGCUGCUCUUUAAAUCGCACGCUCUCAGAGCGAUUUGCUGCUAGAGACUCGGUGUGUUAG
This is a messenger RNA of Plasmopara halstedii, 549 nucleotides long. RefSeq lists its product as uncharacterized. Bases 1 to 549 code for a protein of 182 amino acids. Lineage: Eukaryota; Oomycota; Peronosporomycetes; Peronosporales; Peronosporaceae. The record is from RefSeq and is a predicted model, not a curated record. The transcript has 5 exons.